UGGCGUUAUUUGUGUGUGUGUGUUUUUUUUGUUUGUUUUUAAAUUAUUAUUGUUGGAGUUGAACCUGGCAGAUUUUUGGGGGCCAGCUGACCUGCGCUGGAGCGAUGAAGGGAGAGGCGGAAGUGAAGUCACUUGACAGACCGUCCAUGUUAUUAUUGUUAUUUUGCUAGCCCUGCGAUGAGACGGGCUGGGGAGCCGACACAGCCGCCCUUAUCGGCCCCGGACGGACGCUAGCCUCACCGGCGACCCGGAGGCAGGAGCCUCGCUGACGGCUGGCUGGGGGAGGAGGAGGGCGUGUGAGGUUCCCAGCUCCAGCUCAGGCUCCUACCCCCCACCUCACCCCUCCUCACCUCCCACCUCCCACAAAAAAUAAAUAAACAGCGACAAAAAAAAAAGCGACACAGACUUCCGUCAAACAGCUCUCCUGGUGUCUUAAUAAAGAGGGACGUGCGGCUGCAGACAUGAACGGUAUCACCAAGGGCCGGUUCGAGGUGUUCUCAAACAGUGAUGAAGCUCCCAUCAACAAAAAGCUCCCAAAAGAGCUCCUUCUUAGAAUAUUCUCCUAUCUAGAUGUGGUUACACUCUGUAGGUGUGCUCAAGUGUCUAAGGCGUGGAACGUCCUGGCUCUUGAUGGCAGUAACUGGCAGAAGAUUGACUUGUUCAACUUUCAGACAGACAUAGAGGGGCGGGUGGUGGAGAACAUUUCCAAGCGUUGUGGAGGCUUCUUGAGGCAGCUGAGCCUCAGGGGUUGUUUGAGCGUGGGAGAUGCCUCCAUGAAGACAUUUGCUCAGAACUGCAGAAACAUUGAAGUGUUGAAUCUGAACGGCUGCACCAAGAUAACAGACAGCACCUGCCUCAGUCUCAGCAAAUUUUGCUCUAAACUCAAACACUUGGAUCUGACUUCCUGCGUGUCCAUCAGCAACCACUCCCUCAAGGCCCUCAGUGAUGGCUGCCGAAUGCUGGAGACGUUGAACCUGUCAUGGUGUGACCAGAUCACACGUGAUGGCAUCGAAGCUUUGGCUCGAGGCUGCACUGGUUUACGAGCUCUGUUCCUCAGAGGCUGCACACAGCUGGAUGACGGAGCAUUGAAACACCUUCAGAAACACUGCCCAGAACUCACCACUCUCAAUAUGCAGUCUUGCACACAAAUAACAGAUGAAGGCUUGGUCAGUCUUUGUCGGGGCUGCCACAAGCUGCAGAUCCUCUGCAUGUCUGGCUGCAGUAACAUCACUGACGCCUCUCUCACUGCACUAGGACUCAACUGUCCCCGACUCAAGAUCCUUGAGGCGGCACGAUGCUCCCACGUUACAGAUGCUGGCUUCACUGUGUUGGCCAGGAAUUGCCAUGAGCUUGAAAAAAUGGACUUGGAAGAAUGUAUUUUGGUGACAGAUAACACUCUGGGUCAGCUGUCGAUCCACUGCCCGCGUUUGCAAGCCCUGUCCCUGUCCCACUGCGAGCUGAUUACAGAUGACGGUAUUAGAGCUUUGAGCAGCAGUACCUGUGGCCAAGAGCGCCUCACAGUGGUGGAAUUGGACAACUGCCCCCUGAUCACUGACGUCACUUUGGAACACCUGAAGAGCUGCCAUCGUCUGGAACGCAUUGAGCUCUACGACUGUCAGCAAGUCACCAGGGCUGGAAUCAAACGUAUCCGGGCCCACCUUCCAGAGAUCAAGGUCCACGCCUACUUUGCCCCGGUUACACCCCCACCAUCUGUGCAUGGAGGUGGCCAGCGUCUGUGCCGCUGCUGCAUCAUCCUCUGACAGUGGAGGGCCAGAGGAGGCCACCUCUGUCUACAGGUCCUGCUGCUCUGAAAAGGAAAGAGGGGUGGGGUUCUGGGAAAGGUCUUGAAGGGAGGAGGUGGGGCUGGACCCACUCGCUGCUCCUGAUCACUGAUCAAUUCAUGGACUGAUCAGCACUGAUCAGCUGAACCUGCCCCUCCUCUGUCCUUUCACUAACCAAUCAACACUGCAGCAGUAGAGGGGUGGGUGUAAAGAACAUGGAUGGAUCAACUCUCUCGUUUGCUUUUUUCCCCACUGUAUGGACAAAAACAAAACAGAAAAAAAAAACACCAAGUUCACUACUCCAUUGUGCUGCGUACACCUCCGUCUUCCCUCCUGUGGGAUUGACAGACUGCAUCCAGACAGCUGGAGAUGAGGUUCGAAGAGUGGAGAUGGAGUUAGAUGUUUGAAGUAAAAUGCUUCGUAUUCACACUAAAAAAUAAAUAAAUAAAUAAAUAAAUAAAUAGGAUUAAAACAAUGAUACUAUCAAGAUAAACGACAGUUUGCUGUCUGUGGAAUCUCAUCUCAACCAAUCACCUCUGUGACCAUCCUGUGAAUCAUUCUGCUUUAAACCAAUAAACACGCAGCAUGGAGGAAAAGCAGAGGCAGAUUGUGGCCAAUGCAGAUCUUCUGGAUGCAACAAUUCUGGAAUAUCCCCCUUUGGCGUGGCCAAUUCUGACACUGAGCGUGGAAAAGAGGAAAAACAAAUGUACAAAAAAGAAGGACCUGACAUAUUUGCAUCUGAGAAACUGUUAAAAUUUUGAUUCUGUUUGUACAGAGAAUGUU
Messenger RNA from Thalassophryne amazonica, 2564 nucleotides. It is a transcript of the gene fbxl2, whose product is annotated as F-box and leucine-rich repeat protein 2. Lineage: Eukaryota; Metazoa; Chordata; Actinopteri; Batrachoidiformes; Batrachoididae. Gene Ontology annotation, biological process: SCF-dependent proteasomal ubiquitin-dependent protein catabolic process. The record is from RefSeq and is a predicted model, not a curated record. Gene Ontology annotation, cellular component: SCF ubiquitin ligase complex. Gene Ontology annotation, molecular function: protein binding. The transcript has 14 exons. The coding region runs from base 462 to 1760 and encodes 432 amino acids.